AUGCAGCGUGCACCAUUCUCUCCGCCUCAAAAGUCCCCCGAACUAUUUCACCCUCGACCGCAGCACAUCUCACAAGUCCCUAAUCUGCGAUCACCACCGCCUCCCGUUCCCCAGCAGAGCUCGCAACAAGCCCAAGUGAAUAGCUAUGGAAACCCAUACCAGUCACCACCUGCUGGCGGUGGAGGGGCCGGGUUUGCCCCGGGCUUCAAUUUCAUAAACGAUCCGGCUGCGCAGAUGGGAUUCCAGGUCGGACAAACGGCGAUGAAGGCCGGACAAGAGUAUAUGGAACAAAACUUGAACCGCUACAUCUCGGUGUCGGCUCUAAAGCACUAUUUCAACGUCUCCAACUUUUACGUGGUGCGGAAACUGCUGCUAGUUCUGUUUCCCUGGCGGCACAAACCCUGGACCCGACAGCAAGCUCGGAUGACGACCUCCUCGACCGGCGCAGACGGGACCAUGACCCAAUCAUCCUACUCGUUCAACUAUCUCCCUCCACGCGAUGAUCUCAACUCUCCAGACAUGUAUAUCCCCAUUAUGGCUCUGAUAACGUAUAUCCUCCUCUCCACCGUCCUGGCAGGAAUCAGAGGAUCCUUCCACCCCGAACUGCUGGGCAGCAUAACCAGUACUGCAAUCGCGGUGGUUGUCUUUGAGAUCAUUGUGCUCAAACUCGCCAUGUACAUGCUGAGCAUCACCAAUGACUCUCAGCUACUUGAUCUGGUCGCCUACUCAGGCUACAAGUUUGUGGGUGUGAUAGUCACACUAUUCUUCAGCGAAAUCCUGACCGGAGGCAAUGGGACGAACAACUGGGUAGGCUGGACAUUGUUUUUGUAUACGUGGUAUGCAAACGCUUUCUUCCUGCUCCGGUCCCUCAAAUAUGUUCUUCUACCAGACAGCUCUUCAGAUCCCGGGGCCAUGCGCGGUGGGAAUUCGUACACGAUAGCCCGUGCACAGAAGAAUCGCCGGACAUAUUUCCUCGCGUUAUACGCAUUUUUCAUCCAGAUGCUGUUUAUGUGGAUCCUCAGUCGUGAGGAGGCCGCCGUCAAGACGGUUGCAAACAAGAUCAGUGGGCCGAAAACUUAG
Molecule: messenger RNA, 1080 nt
Organism: Capronia epimyces CBS 606.96
Lineage: Eukaryota; Fungi; Ascomycota; Eurotiomycetes; Chaetothyriales; Herpotrichiellaceae
Exons: 3
Coding region: 1-1080 (359 amino acids)
Biological process (GO): endoplasmic reticulum to Golgi vesicle-mediated transport
Cellular component (GO): COPII-coated ER to Golgi transport vesicle; endoplasmic reticulum-Golgi intermediate compartment; endoplasmic reticulum membrane
Source: RefSeq, a predicted model, not a curated record